CCGGCGUUCAAGAUGUCGAAGCGAGGACGUGGUGGAUCCUCCGGUGCAAAAUUCCGGAUUUCCCUGGGUCUUCCGGUAGGAGCAGUGAUCAAUUGUGCUGAUAACACAGGAGCCAAAAAUCUGUAUAUCAUCUCUGUGAAGGGGAUCAAGGGACGGCUGAACAGACUUCCUGCUGCUGGUGUGGGUGACAUGGUGAUGGCCACAGUCAAGAAGGGCAAACCAGAGCUCAGAAAGAAGGUACAUCCAGCAGUGGUAAUUCGACAACGAAAGUGAUACAGGAGAAAAGACGGUGUUUUUCUUUAUUUUGAAGAUAAUGCAGGGGUCAUAGUAAACAAUAAGGGCGAGAUGAAAGGAUCUGCCAUCACAGGACCAGUUGCAAAGGAGUGUGCAGACUUGUGGCCUAGGAUUGCUUCCAAUGCGGGCAACAUUGCAUGAUUCUCCAGUGUGUUUGUAAAAAUAAUGUCUAUUAAGAAGUGGUUUCUCUGGGGCUGGG
Messenger RNA from Sciurus carolinensis (gray squirrel), 493 nucleotides. Its product is annotated as 60S ribosomal protein L23-like. NCBI's taxonomy places the organism in Eukaryota, Metazoa, Chordata, Mammalia, Rodentia, Sciuridae. Gene Ontology annotation, cellular component: ribosome; cytosolic large ribosomal subunit. Bases 13 to 273 code for a protein of 86 amino acids. Gene Ontology annotation, biological process: translation. The record is from RefSeq and is a predicted model, not a curated record. Gene Ontology annotation, molecular function: structural constituent of ribosome; large ribosomal subunit rRNA binding. The transcript has a single exon.